GCCCUUUGUGAGAGGAGGGUUUCCAUGCUUUGACAUGAUGCAGGCGUUGGCGGUCCUGCUGCUUCUCCUGGCCUUGGCAGAGCCUUCCCGAUCCUUGGGUCCUGCAGAUUGCAAGGCAGCCGAGCCCAAAGCGGGGGACAUCCUGAAUCUGAUCAAUGCCCAUCGAAGGGAGGGCUACGUCUUCCACCUGCUGCGGGUCGCCGAUGCCCACACUCACAUUGAUGAAGAGAAAUCUGCAGUUAUCCAUUAUUUGGUUCUGGAUGUGAUAGAAACAGACUGCUCUGUCUUGUCUAGGAUACACUGGGAGGCUUGCCAGCCAGGAACAGGCAAGCGACCAUCUGGAAUGGUCAUUGGGAAAUGCAAAGUUGUGGCGGUCACCCACUCAAACACCUCUCGGGAGCCUGAGUGGGAUAAGAUGAUUGGGUUCAAUUGCACAACAAGCUCUGUUUCCUCUGCACUAACCUACCGCAGUCCUCCUCCUGUCAUUAUCAACUACUUAGAUGAUCAAGAACAGUAUAGAGGGCAGGCAGAGAAAGCCCUCAAGCAGUACAAGGAGAAUGAUGCCAGUGCCUCCUCUUUCCAGGUGGUCAAAGUUGAGAGAGUUGUGCAAGUGAGAGGAGGAGAAAGAUCUGGCUUGUAUGUGGAUUUUAGCAUAAGGAACCAGUCCACAGAAGCCCCACUGCCCCACUUCUCCAGGCCCUGUCCGGUCUUUGGGUUUUGCCGGACAGACUUUGUGUAUAACGUGGGGAAUUCUGACUUGAACAACCCAGGUCAUCUUACUGUAGACUGUGAAAUCUUCGAUGUGGAGGACCACAGAAAUUCUAGCAGCGAAAGACAUCCCCAUCGACAUCAUGGCCAUUUCCAUAGGGGUCGACACCAUUUUUCUAAAGACUCAGAUUCAAUACAUAGACCUUUGGGCCAUGGAUGCCGAGAACGAUUUCACCAUCAUCAUUCACGUGAGCCCAGACAACCACCUCACACCCACCAGUCUUCCACCAUGGAAGAGAGAGAUUCUAAAGAUGGGCCACAGGAUAGACUCCUUCCUAGUUCUGAUAAUUCUCCUGUCAAAGAUGAUCCAGAGGUCCAGCAUCCUCAAGGAAUCCCUCCCCCAUUUGGUCAUGAUGAGUGCCACGAUAACCACAGGCAUGUUUUCCAUAGGCAUGAGCCCCAUGAGCAUGGUCCCCAUGAGCCAUGUCCUCAGGGACAAGGUCCAUGUAAGCCUGGUCCUCAUGGUCAUGGUCCCCAUAAGCAUGGUCCUCAUGGUCAUGGUCCCCAUAGACAUGGGCCUCAUGGUCAUGGACCCCAUGGUCAUGGUCCCCAUAGGCAUGGACCUCAUGGUCCAGGUCGAUGUGGGCAUGGGCCUCCACCUGGGCACUCAGAAGAACAAGGUUUUCACAGACCUUUUCCUUUCCCUCCGAGAGAACAUGGCAUUGUCUAUCAACUCCCUUCACUGAAGAAGGGGGAAGUUCUUCCUUUGCCUGAAAUUAGUAUUCCCAGUCGAGAUCAUGGUCCACACCCAGGAAACCAACACCCUCCAAGGCCAGAAAUUCAGCCCUUCCCACAGACGCCUUCAGAAUCCUGUCCAGGGGAGCUCAAGCUUGAAUAUCCACAACUUUUGCCCUUUUUGGAACGUGAAGAUCCAAAGUGAUCAGCUGAUUUUCGUGAUGGAAAAAACCAUGAAAGUCAUGUGCCAAAGGUGUUAGAAAUAAAAAAACCCAACAAUGUAAAAUGCUAA
This is a messenger RNA of Gracilinanus agilis (Agile Gracile Mouse Opossum), 1735 nucleotides long. RefSeq names its product histidine rich glycoprotein (gene HRG). The record is from RefSeq and is a predicted model, not a curated record. The coding region runs from base 35 to 1648 and encodes 537 amino acids. Gene Ontology annotation, molecular function: zinc ion binding; heparin binding; serine-type endopeptidase inhibitor activity. Gene Ontology annotation, cellular component: blood microparticle; endolysosome; extracellular region. Gene Ontology annotation, biological process: regulation of platelet activation; negative regulation of endopeptidase activity; negative regulation of fibrinolysis. The transcript has 7 exons. Lineage: Eukaryota; Metazoa; Chordata; Mammalia; Didelphimorphia; Didelphidae.